Molecule: messenger RNA, 2283 nt
Organism: Dendrobium catenatum
Lineage: Eukaryota; Viridiplantae; Streptophyta; Magnoliopsida; Asparagales; Orchidaceae
Product: glucan endo-1,3-beta-glucosidase 4
Exons: 6
Coding region: 452-2254 (600 amino acids)
Biological process (GO): carbohydrate metabolic process
Cellular component (GO): plasma membrane
Molecular function (GO): hydrolase activity, hydrolyzing O-glycosyl compounds
Source: RefSeq, a predicted model, not a curated record
GUUAUCAGCAUAGUCAGUGAGCUGUAACUGACAGAAGCGCCGGGCUCCGAACCCCAAAGGGAUUUCAAUAGAUUAUAAUGAUUUACCACUUUAUUACAUUUCAAUCAGGAGUUAAUCAUAUUUAGCCGUGUAUUGAAUUAAUUAGCCAUCGUUGCUAAAUUUUUUUUUAAAGAGCUGAUCCGGUAUGAUUUCUGCAUUGAUGAAGGUGGGAAGCGGAAGAGGUUUUUCGGUUCAUCUGAAGCUCGGAAAUUAGAUUAUAUUUCAGCUGUACGGAGAUUCUGAAGAUAACUGUAGCUCGUGAGCUGAGGGCCUGCUUCGGUUCGUCUUCUUCAAGCUCCCUCCUGUUGGGCCUCUUCUUCUUCUGGGUUCUAAGCUUUCAAAGGCAAGUUUGUUCAGCUUUCAGUUUCUUGGGGGUUUUCAGUUUUCAGUUUCUUGGGUGUUUGGCAGCCAGAUGCUGCUUGGAAUAUGGAAAAGAGGCAUUGUACUACUUUCUUUCCUACUCGCACAUGCUUUAGCAGGUUCAUUUGUUGGUAUUAAUAUUGGCACAGACAUAUCCAAUUUGCCUUCUGCAUCCACUAUAGUUUCCAUUCUUCAAGCUCAAAAAAUCAAGCAUGUUCGGCUAUUUGAGGCAGACCAUCAGUUACUGACUGCCCUUGCAAAUACUGGAAUAGAGGUUAUGGUUGGUGUUCCAAAUGACCAGUUGCUACAAAUAGGGGAAUCAAGAUCAGCAGCUGCAGAUUGGAUUAACAAAAAUAUUGCAGCCUAUCUUCCUGGAACUAACAUCACCUAUAUUGCUGUAGGAAAUGAAGUCCUCACCUCUAUUCCAAAUGCUGCUGUUGUUCUUGUUCCUGCCAUGCAAUUUAUCCAUUCUGCUCUUCUAGCUGCGAACCUCGAUUUUCAGAUUCAUGUCUCGAGCCCACAUUCUGUAAAUGUGAUUCCCCAAUCCUUUCCCCCUUCAACUGCCACAUUUAAUUCAACACUGAAUUCCAUAAUGUAUCAGUAUCUCCAGUUCUUGAAGAACACAGGGUCCUCUUUUAUGUUGAAUGCUCAGCCAUACUAUAGCUAUACCAAAGCGAACGGCAUCUACCCCAUCGAAUAUGCGCUUUUCCGUUCGCUAAAUCCGGACAAUCAGAUUUUGGAUCCCAACACACUUUUUAGCUACACAAACAUGUUUGACACAAUGGUUGAUGCUGUGUACUUCGCCAUACAAGCACUCAAUUUCUCAGGCAUUCCUAUUAUAGUGACGCAGUCGGGUUGGCCGUCGAGUGGUGGGGACAAUGAAACGGAUGCCAAUGUUGACAAUGCUUUGGCUUACAAUACUAAUCUCAUACACCAUGUGCUAAAUAAUUCUGGUACCCCAAGUCAACCAAAAAUGCCAAUUAACACUUACAUUUAUGAGUUGUUCAAUGAAGAUCUUAGAGCUGGGCCUCUUUCUGAGAAGAAUUGGGGAGUAUUCUUUCCAAAUGGAACGGCUGUAUAUUCUCUAAAUUUUGAAAGUGUGGUUGAUGAUGGCACAAUCUCAUCUGGGUUGUCUGGUGUUUUCUGUGUGGCUAAGUCGAGUGCGAACUCGCAAAAUUUGAAGCAAGGACUCGAUUGGGCUUGUGGACCUGGUGGGGCUAACUGCAGUUCAAUCCAGCCUGGGCAGCCAUGUUAUGAAUCUGAUGAUCUUUCUGCAGUUGCUUCCUAUGCUUACAAUGAUUAUUACCAUAGAACUCAGGCAAGUGGUGGAACAUGCAACUUCGACAACACGGCCGUGAUAACGACAAAUGAUCCCAGCCAUGGCUUAUGCAUAUUUGCAGGAAGCUCAACUACAAACUCUUCGGCGAGCAAAGGACCAGCAUCUGACUCAAGCCCUAGUGUUGGUGUUGAAAGACUUCAAGCAUUUUCAUCUGGAUAUCUCGUCCUGGUGCUCUUGCUAUUGUUCUUCUGCUGUUGCCAUCGUCCGUGUCGUCGCCAGCAUUUGCGUCAUCUUUGCCAGCUUCAGUCGUCGUCGUUGCCUUCAUCCACUCAAGCCAGCCCCCGUCCGUCGCAAGCUUCUGUCCGUUGCCGUCGUCCAUUGUUUUUUCCGCCCGCGAUUUCAUUUUCCUGCUUACAAAUGCGUUCCGCGAGUUGCUCGACAAGCUCGCGAGUUCGAGUGGAGGGCUAUUCGAGCUCGAAAUCGUAUUCUAGCUCGACUUGCAAGUUUGAUAAUCUCAACUCGUCGAGUCUGUUACCGAGUCGAGCUCGAGCCAGCUUGACUCGGUUGCACCCCUAAUCUCACCCAUUUCUAUCAAAUCAUCCAUG